AUGCCCCUCGACCCACCCGCCAACCCCAUCCUCCCCGGCCCCCACCCCGACCCCUCCAUAACCCGCGCCGGCUCCUCCUUCUUCCUCGCAACCUCCUCCUUCGCCCUCUUCCCCGGCAUCCCCAUCCACCACUCGACAGACCUAGCCACGUGGACCCUCAUCGGGCACGCCCUCACCCGCCCCAGCCAGCUCAUGCUCAAGACGCCGGAGCCGGGCGGCGGCGUGUGGGCCCCUACGCUCCGGUACCGCGAGGAGGUGCAGCCGGAUGGCGAAACGAAGGGCGUCUGGUGGUUGACGGCGUGUGUGUGGGAUCGGUACAGCCCGCAGAGCGGCGAGCGCGUCUGGCCGCGGGGGUUUGUCGUGAAGACGGAGGAUAUCUGGGAUGAGAAGAAGUGGUCCGAGCCGGUGUAUUUCGACCAGGUCGGCUUCGACCAGGACCUCUUCUGGGACAAGCACCACCAACCCCACCUCAGCACGACGUUCCGGCCCGCGCUCUCGCCCUUCCCCGCCGCACCCCCGGCAAAGGACUUCGCGGUGCACACGGCGCCCGUGGACCUGGGCAGCGGGCGCGCGCUCGCAAAACCGCGACUGCUGCGCGCGUCGGGGACGGGGAUGCGCGUCGCGGAGGGGGCGCACCUGUUCGCUAGGGGGCGCUGGACGUACCUGCUUACGGCUGAAGGCGGGACCGAGGAGGGCCACUGCGUUGUCCUGCACCGCAGCGGCAACGGCGUGGACGGGCCGUGGGAAGCUGCCCCUGCGGCGGCGGGUGCUGGUGUGCCGGGCGUGGUGUUUGGCGCGGCGGGGGAGGGGGACGCGGUUACGUGCGUGGGGCAUGCGGAUGUGGUGGAGGAUGCGCAGGGGGACUGGUGGGCGGUGUGUUUGGGUGUGCGGAGGAAGGUGUUCGGGAGAGAGACGUUUCUGGUGGAGGUUCAGUGGGGGGAGGACGGCUGGCCGGUGUUUAAUCGGGGAAGGAAGAUUGGUGUGAAUGAGGAUACGGCACCGAGGGCGAGGGCGUGGAAAGAUGGGUUUGAGAGUGCGGAGUUGGGAAGGGGGUGGUACCGCAAGAACACGCCCCUCAAGCCCGAGCACAGCCUCUCCGCGUGCCCGCACCACCUCCGCCUCCACGGCAACCCCUACACGCUCGCCUCGCCCGCCAGCCCCACCCUCUUCCUGCGCAAACAAACCACCGUCAACACGACCUGGCGCACGCGCCUCUCGUUCCGCCCCGCACUCCCAGCCGAAGAGGCCGGCACCACCGCCUACUGGGACUACUUCACGCACGCGCGCGUCGGCCUGCGCCUCGUCGACGGUAUCCGCACAGUGCGCUUCUGGCCGCCGGAAGGAGCGGGCCACGCUGUUGAUGCGCCGUUGAGCGGGGACGGCGACAUGGGGCUGGCGAUUGAGUGCGGCGAAGAGGCGUAUCGGUUUGGGUUCUGGGAGGAGGAGGAGGGGGGGCCUGGGGGGAUGUAUAGCGGUGAUGGGGAGGAGGAUGUGCGUAAGGAGGUACGCUGGCUGGGUGCCGUGCCUUGCGCUGUCUUGACGAGGGAUCCGCCGGUCGGGCUGCCGUUCUUGGGCGUUAUGUUGGGGCUGUAUGCGUUUGGGGAGGGGAUGCCGUGUCUGGCGGAUGCGGACUUUGCUUAUGCGAGGGUGGAUUAGGCGGAGGUGCUGGGUCGCAGAGUGGUGACGCUCCGGGUAGCGCGUCAGAGAUACGACUGUUCCUCGCCGGCCGCAUUGCUCAUCGCCUCGCUCGACUGCAUCAACACGACUGACAGGCCUGGCAGCCAGCUUUUGAUCAGUCUUGUCUCAUCGCGUCAUCCGUACUCCCACCAUCGGCUCGUAUCCGGGAACGCCCCGCAACGCCCGGAUAUCGGCGUCCACAAUCUCGCCCGCACAGCACCGCAACCCGAGCUUGACACGACAAAACCUGAAAGCAAAAAUCCCGUCCGACGUAAUCGGUGACUUGUGGCGCUCCCUGCCUUGAUGGUUGUGCAAUCGGCCAGGCCAGACGCCAAAACCAAGCUUUUACC
Aplosporella prunicola CBS 121167 is the source of this 2027-nucleotide messenger RNA. RefSeq names its product glycoside hydrolase family 43 protein. Gene Ontology annotation, biological process: carbohydrate metabolic process. The transcript is spliced from 3 exons. Gene Ontology annotation, molecular function: hydrolase activity, hydrolyzing O-glycosyl compounds. The record is from RefSeq and is a predicted model, not a curated record. Lineage: Eukaryota; Fungi; Ascomycota; Dothideomycetes; Botryosphaeriales; Aplosporellaceae. The coding region runs from base 1 to 1656 and encodes 551 amino acids.